ACCACCACCUCACCUCGCUUCACCUCACCUCGCUCUCGCCUGCUGGGCCUCCAACGUUGAGACGAAAAUCAUGGCAUCGUCCGCACUAUGGCCCCAGAUACCGGGGAAUCUCGGAGCCUCCCACCUGAUUCACUGGCUACCCCCGCUGGGGGAGCUUAUGCUAUUUUUUCUGUACUCUGACGCGACCAGCCCUACAAUCUCUCCACGGUUAUCCAGCGUGUCGCGUUUUUUCCCGUAUCGCUAACCUACGGCCAGAAAACAAACAAGAUAGCAACACGCAACAGAAGCGCACUGGCAGUGCCUGCCUACACGACUUAUCCUCGCGGGGAAAGAACUGGAAACUGCAUGAACUUCCUUGGAGUUACCUUCCCAAGUCAGUCGCCCACUCUUUUUCAUUCCUCUCUCCUGCCAAAAAAAAAAAAGGGAAAAAAGUCAGACAGCGGGAGAAGGCGCUCCAGCAUCGCGCCUUCCCCCGGUGACAAGAUGUCUCAGGAUAUUUGCCCAAUCUGUCCGAAAUCACAGGCUCAUAUCACGUCACCGCAACAGUGCACCGCGAAGCAUCCCUUUGACGGUAUCCUGACCAAAGGUAGCGGAGAAGAACAAAUAGAACACCAAUACCGACGCAUCGAUUCAAGCAUCCCAGACAACAGAGCAAACAUGGCAUCGCUGCCCGGCCGAGCCGGCGGCGGCGGGGGCUCCGACCGCGACAACGCCGACAAGAACUGUAAAAAGAAGCUGCCGCCAGCCCGAGAUGACGAGGGAGAGCGGGAGACUUCGCCCAAGCGCUCGCGGCCCAUCAACCUCCCUUUCACGCCGCCGCCCCGAGCGCCGUAUACGGGCGGUAUUCCGGUCUUCAACCCGCCACGGCGGCCGCGGGAGCCCGCGAGACGCGCCGACUUUGCAGACGCGGAUAACGACGAGCAGCUGAGCGAGUAUUUCGUGGCGAACCGGCAUAGGACGCGGCCCAUCGACAUACCGUCGGGGGGGCGGCGCAGAGAGGAGGAAGGGUCCGACGGCGAAGGCAAGGACUGGCCACCGCUGGCCCACAGCCCGGGUACGGGGAUGAUGGAAAUUCUGGCCAUGAGCCCGGCGUCACGACUCUUGGCCCAAGGCUUAGCACGACAGAGCCCAGCGCUGCGGACGCGGCGGCGCGUCGUUUCGGACGCCGUGGGCUUUCCUGCUCCGAUUGCUGGUGAUGUCUUUUAUUCGCCCGCCGGCGUGCGUGAGUGGAAACCCUAAUCGCCGUCCCCUUUUAUUCUUUCGGCGUUUUCGAU
Lasiosphaeria miniovina is the source of this 1274-nucleotide messenger RNA. RefSeq lists its product as uncharacterized. The record is from RefSeq and is a predicted model, not a curated record. The transcript is spliced from 2 exons. NCBI's taxonomy places the organism in Eukaryota, Fungi, Ascomycota, Sordariomycetes, Sordariales, Lasiosphaeriaceae. Bases 346 to 1239 code for a protein of 297 amino acids.